Molecule: messenger RNA, 1179 nt
Organism: Toxorhynchites rutilus septentrionalis
Lineage: Eukaryota; Metazoa; Arthropoda; Insecta; Diptera; Culicidae
Exons: 1
Coding region: 1-1179 (392 amino acids)
Molecular function (GO): nucleic acid binding
Source: RefSeq, a predicted model, not a curated record
AUGAAGUGCUUUUUCUGGACUGAUUCCACGAUUGUGCUCCACUGGAUAUCGGCAGCUCCGUCCCGAUGGAAAACUUUUGUUGCCAACCGGGUUUCGGAAAUCCAACAUCUGACUGCUGAUGGAUUGUGGGCUCACGUUCCAGGAAGCGAGAACCCGGCGGAUAUAAUCUCCCGAGGAAUGCUACCAGCGGAACUCAAAUGCUGCACCGUAUGGUGGAAUGGGCCACCUUGGCUCAGUCAACCGAACCGAUUUUGGCCGCCUCUGGUUCGCCUUACAUCUGGAGACUUUCCUACUGACGAACUCGAAGAGCGUUCGAUAACACUUGUCAUUCAGACUAGGGAACCAAAUCCUAUCUUUGAUUUACGAUCCUCUUACGUCAAACUGGUAUCUCUAGUGGCACAUCUUUUGAGAUUUGUCCACAAUUGCAAGCAACGGAUGCAGCAGGAACGAAAAACUGGUUUUCUCCGUAUCAUUGAAUUUAACGAAGCACGGAACGUGCUCGUUCGUAUCGCCCAACAGGAAACUUUAGCCGACGAUAUCCACGCCAUAGCAACUAACGGGGAGGUUAACCGCAACUCAAAAUUGAAGACUCUGACACCCAUUUUGGAAAAUGGAACACUCAAAGUGGGUGGCCGCCUUCAUAACGCCCCGAUUUCAGAAAACCGGAAACAUCCCAUGAUUCUUCCCGCAAAUCAUCGAUUCACGGAAAUGGUAGUCACACACUAUCACCUGAAGCUCCUGCACGCUGGGCCACAGCUUAUGAUCGCAAGCCUUCGCGAACAGUUUUGGCCACUGAGAGUACGCAACCUGGCGCGGAAAGUGGUGCAAGGCUGCAUGAAGUGUUAUCGUUGCAAACCUACUAUCCAAGAGCAGCUAAUGGGAGAUCUUCCCAGCGAACGCGUCACACCAACUUACCCCUUUUUGAAAACUGGUGUGGACCUCUGUGGACCUCUUUUUUAUCGCCACGUUGGCCGCAAAACUCCACCAGUCAAAUGUUUUGUCGCCAUUUUCGUGUGCCUGACUACAAAGGCUGUCCACCUCGAAUUGGUGGCCAAUUUAACCACCGAUGCAUUUAUUUCGGCCCUGAAGCGGUUCAUCGCACGACGUUCGAAGCCGACGAUUAUCGAAUGCGACAAUGCGACAAUGCGACAAAUUUUUGAGGAGCCUCCCGAGCGAUAG